CGAGCCGCAGCCGAGCGGCCGUGGGCCCGGGCGGCGGGCGGAGACGGGGGCGCCCUCCCCCCACGGCCCGCGUGAGACUUGUUUCUUAUAUGUGAUGCCAUUCCAGCACUGGACUCAUGGAGGCUGAACAUUUAUUCAGAUAAGGGAAACUGAGGCAUGAAGAGAGAGUCCAUAGAGGCUACUAUAUUCUACUGAAGAAGAUGUCUAACAGUAACACUACUCAAGAGACCCUGGAAAUAAUGAAAGAAUCAGAAAAAAAACUGGUAGAAGAAUCUGUAAACAAAAACAAAUUUAUAUCUAAGACUCCAAGUAAGGAAGAAAUUGAAAAAGAGAGUGAAGAUACCAGUUUGCGUCAGGAGACACAGAGGCGGACAUCCAGCCAUGGUCAUGCCAGGAAAAGAGCCAAGUCUAAUUCCAAGCUCAAGUUGGUACGUAGCCUGGCAGUGUGUGAGGAGUCCUCUGCCCCAUUUGCUGAUGGGCCACUAGAAACCCAGGAUAUAAUUCAAUUGCACAUCAGCUGCCCCUCUGACAAAGAGGAAGAAAAGUCCACAAAGGAUGUCCCGGAAAAGGAAGACAAGGACAAAAACAGAGAAAAGGUCCCAAGGAAGAUGCUGUCUCGAGACUCCAGCCAAGAAUAUACGGACUCCACUGGAAUAGACCUACAUGAAUUUCUUGUAAAUACACUGAAAAAGAACCCAAGGGACAGAAUGAUGCUGCUAAAAUUAGAACAGGAGAUUCUGGAAUUUAUUAAUGACAACAAUAACCAGUUCAAGAAGUUCCCUCAAAUGACCUCAUAUCAUCGGAUGCUCUUACACCGGGUAGCUGCCUAUUUCGGGAUGGACCACAAUGUUGAUCAAACUGGAAAAGCUGUCAUCAUCAAUAAAACCAGUAACACAAGAAUCCCUGAACAGAGGUUCUCAGAACAUAUAAAGGAUGAGAAGAAUACAGAAUUUCAACAGAGAUUCAUUCUCAAGAGAGAUGAUGCCAGUAUGGACCGAGAUGAUAACCAGAUCAGAGUUCCAUUGCAGGAUGGAAGGAGGAGCAAGUCAAUAGAAGAGAGAGAGGAGGAAUAUCAAAGGGUCCGAGAGAGAAUAUUUGCCCGAGAGACUGGCCAGAACGGAUAUCUAAAUGACAUCAGACUCUCCAAAGAAGCCUUUUCUUCUAGCUCUCACAAGAGAAGGCAGAUUUUUAGGGGGAACCGUGAGGGACUAAGCCGCACCUCAAGCAGCCGCCAGAGCAGCACAGACAGCGAACUCAAAUCCCUGGAGCCAAGGCCUUGGAGCAGCACAGACUCUGACGGAUCCGUUCGGAGUAUGCGGCCCCCUGUUACCAAAGCCAGCAGUUUCAGCGGAAUCUCUAUCCUCACCCGGGGUGACAGCAUCGGGAACAAUAAAAGUGGCAGUGCAGGAAGGAUCUCCAGGCCAGGUAUGGCACUAGGUGCCCCAGAUGUGUGCAACCAGGUCACCUCAUCCCAGUCUGUCCGGGGUCUUCUCCCUUGUACUGCCCAGCAGCAGCAGCAGCAGCAGCAGCAGCAGCAGCAGCAGCAGCAGCAGCAACUUCCUGCUCUCCCACCCACGCCUCAGCAACAGCCACCCUUGAAUAAUCACAUGAUCUCACAGCCAGUCCCAGCUCUGCAGCCCUCUCCGCAGCCUGUUCAGUUCUCUCCAGGCUCCUGUCCCCAAGUCCUUCUGCCAGUCUCUCCACCCCAGCAGUACAACAUGGCAGAUGACCUCAGCAACCCCUUUGGACAGAUGAGCCUUAGCCGCCAAGGUUCUACUGAAGCAUCUGACCCAUCCACAGCUCUGUUCCAGCCCCCACUUAUCUCCCAGCACCCUCAGCAGACUAGUUUCAUCAUGGCUUCUACGGGUCAGCCCCUCCCCUCUUCCAACUAUUCCACCUCUAGCCAUGCACCACCUACCCAGCAAGUCCUGCCACCCCAGGGCUACAUGCAGCCCCCUCAACAGAUCCAGGUUUCUUACUAUCCCCCUGGACAGUAUCCUAAUUCCAACCAGCAAUACCGACCUCUCUCUCACCCGGUGGCCUACAGCCCCCAGCGUGGUCAACAGUUGCCUCAGCCAUCCCAGCAGCCUGGUUUACAGCCCAUGAUGCCUAACCAGCAGCAGGCGGCUUACCAAGGCAUGAUUGGGGUCCAGCAGCCACAGAACCAGGGCCUGCUCAGCAACCAGAGGAGUGGCAUGGGGGGCCAGAUGCAAGGCCUGGUGGUUCAGUACACUCCACUGCCUUCUUACCAAGUCCCAGUGGGUAAUGACUCACAAAAUGUGGUCCAGCCGCCUUUCCAGCAACCCAUAUUGGUCCCUGCGAGCCAGUCUGUACAAGGGGGUCUCCCAGGAGGGGGCGUGCCGGUCUACUACAGCAUGAUCCCUGCGGCUCAGCAGAACGGUACAAGCCCUUCUGUGGGGUUUCUGCAACCUCCUGGCUCUGAGCAGUACCAGAUGCCUCAGUCUCCCUCCCCCUGCAGUCCACCACAGAUGCCACAGCAGUACUCAGGAGUGUCACCUUCUGGACCAGGUGUGGUGGUCAUGCAGCUGAAUGUCCCUAAUGGACCCCAACCUCCCCAGAACCCAUCCAUGGUCCAGUGGAGUCACUGUAAAUAUUACAGCAUGGACCAGCGGGGGCAGAAGCCUGGAGACCUGUACAACCCUGACAGUAGCCCCCAGGCCAGCACGCAAAUGAGCAGCAGCCCCAUCACCUCUCCUACCCAGUCCCCAGCACCCUCUCCUGUCACCAGCCUCAGCAGUGUCUGCACAGGACUCAGUCCCCUUCCUGUCCUCACACAGUUCCCGCGGCCUGGGGGUCCAGCACAGGGUGAUGGGCGCUACUCCCUCUUGGGCCAGCCAUUACAGUACAAUCUGUCCAUCUGCCCUCCUUUGCUCCAUGGCCAGUCGACUUACACGGUGCACCAGGGACAGAGUGGACUGAAGCAUGGAAACCGGAGCAAGAGACAAGCACUCAAAUCUGCCUCCACUGACCUAGGGACGACAGAUGUUGUCCUGGGGCGGGUGCUGGAAGUGACGGAUCUCCCUGAGGGCAUCACUCGGACCGAGGCGGACAAACUCUUCACUCAGCUUGCCAUGUCCGGCGCCAAGAUCCAGUGGCUCAAGGACGCUCAGGGGCUGCCUGGCGGGGGUGGGGGGGACAAUAGUGGGACUGCCGAGAACGGCCGCCACGCGGACCUCGCUGCCUUGUACACCAUCGUGGCUGUGUUCCCCAGCCCCUUGGCUGCCCAGAAUGCCUCCCUUCGCCUCAACAACUCCGUGAGUCGCUUCAAACUUCGAGUGGCCAAAAAGAACUAUGACUUGAGGAUCCUGGAGCGAGCCAGCUCCCAAUAAACAGGAGGGGAAGGGACUCGCAAAGCAGUGGUGGGGGCAAGGUGGAGGGAGUUGAGGCGCCCUGAAGGACCGUGGACAGAGGGAGAGAGGAGGUGGCGGGCCCUGUGCUGGAGCCUGAGACAGCAGGGACGAAGACAGAGACAGACACUCAACUCACACUGGCACUGGACUCCUCCUCACCCCCUGCUGUGGGUCCUCCCGUUUUCCCUGGCGGGCCUCUGUCUGCUUCCUCCCCAUCCCAUCCUCUUCUAUUAUUUUUUAUCUCCUCUCCCACCAUGAAAUGAAUUUCAUAUUUUUUGGUCAGGUAGAAUUGGGAGGGUCUUAACACUCCCCUAUUCUGCUAUUUCCUUACCAUCCCAAGCUCCCUUUUCUUUUUUUGGUCUUUAUGAAUAUAUUUAUAUGGACAGAAUUAAGAAAAAUGAAAUUGACUUCCCUUUCUUCUCACUUCCCCCAUCUUGUCACCCCAAACCCUGCAGAGUUGAAACUCGGGCCUCCCCCCACCCCAGAACACUCGUACAUCGUUUGUUUGAGGUUCGUGCCGCAGUAACAGAUAUAGUAUUUAAUUGCACAUACAGAUGUUUGCUGGGUAUAUUCACUGUAAAUUUUAUUUAAUCUGACUUUUUGUUUGUUUGGGGGUUUACUUGGGGGGGAGGUUGAUUUUGUUUUUAAAUAUAAAAAAAAAUCUGUCACUGGA
This is a messenger RNA of Phyllostomus hastatus (greater spear-nosed bat), 4044 nucleotides long. It is a transcript of the gene R3HDM2, whose product is annotated as R3H domain containing 2. The transcript is spliced from 27 exons. The coding region runs from base 201 to 3350 and encodes 1049 amino acids. Gene Ontology annotation, molecular function: nucleic acid binding. Lineage: Eukaryota; Metazoa; Chordata; Mammalia; Chiroptera; Phyllostomidae. The record is from RefSeq and is a predicted model, not a curated record.